AAGUUUGGGAUGCCUAAGUUUGGAAUGUAUAACCAAUGACGUAUAUAUAUAUAUACGUCAUUGUGUAUAAAUCUAUGACCCUACAUCGACGCGCGUCGGUAUCGCUAUAAAUAGCCGUAUGGGGAAAUUCAUAAAAAAAAUAUAUUGCUAUCAGUGUCAUGCGCUCUUCAUUGCACACCAGAACUCUGCCAUGAUAUCCAAAUUUGCAUUCGUGGAAACGAAGAUCAUCAUACCUGGUGGAAGUUAAGUUGGUAUUAUUUUUCGACGUUAGACAUACUGCUAAGCGGAAAUGGAUGAUAUCACGACAUUGGUUUUGCUGUCUCUUGGAAUGUCGAUUGGAUGUUACCUUUCUGGUUUGAUUCCAUUAGCUUUCACGCUUUCAGAGGAAAAAUUAAAGUUAGUUACAGUAUUGGGGGCAGGCUUACUUGUUGGUACAGCAUUAUCGGUUAUCAUUCCAGAAGGUGUUCAUGCUAUGUAUUCAAGUGGAAGAAGACAUGGCGCUAGUUAUCAUCAUGUUGAAAAAUUAGCGCCUGAGACUAUUAGGAGGAAUGCAAACAUCAAAUUAAUACAUUCCAAUGUUAAAGAAGAUGGUCUUGAAGAUUCCCAUCAUGAUAUGUCUGAAGAGCACAGUCGUAUUGGCAUUAGCUUGGUGGCUGGUUUUAUAUUUAUGUUAUUAGUUGACCAGUUAGGUGGUUCACAUUUUCAUGCUGCUUCAGAUUUAGAAUCUGGAAGUGAAGCUUUAGCACAUAAUAGAAAUAAAAUUACAGCAACUGUGGGUUUAGUAGUACAUGCUGCUGCUGACGGUGUAGCAUUGGGAGCUGCUAUUACAUUAGCUGAAAAUCAUAUUACAAUGAUUGUCUUCAUAGCUAUUAUGUUACAUAAGUCACCUGCAGCAUUUGGUUUAGUGUCAUUUUUGCUUCAUGCAGGAUUUGAGAGAUCUAGAAUAAGAAAGCAUUUAUUGAUCUUUUCUUUAGCUGCCCCUCUUCUUUCAUUUGUCACAUAUCUCUGUCUCAGUAAGCAAAGUAAAGAGACACUGUACGACAUGCACACAACUGGAAUAGCCAUGUUAUUUAGUGCUGGUACUUUCUUAUAUGUUGCAACAGUUCAUGUUUUACCAGAAAUCUCUACAGGAAAAUCACUUCAUACCAGUGUAGAUGGGACAAUUAUUGUUAGAGAACACAAAGGCUUUAAAAAAAUUGAAUUAUUGGCUCUGGUUACAGGAUCGGUAAUACCGGUGGUUUUAUCAGUUGGUCACAAACACUAAAACAAUAUUUACAAAAACAAAAUGAAAUAAAAGAAGAACAAUUA
Messenger RNA from Patella vulgata (common limpet), 1308 nucleotides. RefSeq names its product zinc transporter ZIP9-B. The transcript has 7 exons. Gene Ontology annotation, biological process: transmembrane transport; zinc ion transport. Gene Ontology annotation, molecular function: metal ion transmembrane transporter activity. Gene Ontology annotation, cellular component: membrane. Lineage: Eukaryota; Metazoa; Mollusca; Gastropoda; Patellidae. The coding region runs from base 290 to 1264 and encodes 324 amino acids. The record is from RefSeq and is a predicted model, not a curated record.